GAAGCGGGAGUAAAUUACUUCUACAAGAAGUUAACAUAAACAGCUCUCAGUUAAAACUAUAAAAACACAUUUAAAAUGAAGACUACUGCUUCCGACAAUGAGGAACCUUCCGCUGGCAGUUCGAAUCGACUCACUGCUGCUGAGAUCAAAAGUAUGUGGAAUUUAGGGAAAGUGAUGAAAAAUUUAGGUAGAUCAGACCAAUGUGUGAAAUUCGCUGAAGACCAUCAUCUCAUCAAGCGGUCAAGAUUGUGUAGCGGUCAUCGGUCUCCAAUGACUCUAUCGAAGGGCGGGCAUAGUGUUCUGGGUGCUUUCGAAUGCCACAAAAGGACGUGUCGUGGCAAGAGAAUUUCAAGAGCUAAAGGGACCUGGUUUGAAAAUGCGAAGAUUUCUUUACCACAUAUAUUUUAUCUUAUGUAUUGUUAUGCUCAUCACUGGCCACAAGAAAUGGUGCGAUUGGAGAAUUUCAUAGAAGGGCCGAACUUUUCCACUAGAACAAUUACAGAUUGGUACAACUUUUGCCGUGAAGUAGUUGUUUCCUACCAGAUCGAAAAGCAAGAUGCUGUGGACAAAAUUGGCGGUGUGGGCAAGAAAGUACAAAUUGAUGAAAUCAAAUUUGGCAAACGCAAGCCUAGCAAGCAUAGUAAUGCUAUAGAGGGCCAUUGGCUACUCGGCAUGAUUGCGGAUGAUAGCGAGGACCUCAGGUUGGAAAUAUGCCAGGACAAAGUUCGUUCUGUGAAUGUGUUGUUGCCAUUUAUUAAGAAACACGUUAAGGAAGGUACAAUUAUUCGUGCAGAUUUUUGGGAAGAUGCAGACUGCUUGGCAGAUACUGGUUUUAAAUUCGAAAAAGUGACAUACAAUGAUUCAGACAAACUUCUUAAAGGGACAGAUGGAAAGCAGAUACAAAGGAUCGACGCACAGUGGAGAGUGGUAAAACACUUUUAUUAUAGGGACAAUUUCAACAAUCCAGCUAAUUUCGCCGACAUGAUUGUCGAGUAUUUGUGGCGAAAAUCUAUCACGCGCAAACACGAGGAUCCCUUUGUGAAAUUAAUAGAAGCUAUUCAAUAUUCGUUUGGGCAGUAAUGUUUGGUAGUAGAUCAUUUUCCAAAUGGCCUCAUCUUUUUAAUACGAAUGUAUUUCCAUAUAUAGUCAAAUAUCUGACAUAAGUUAUUAAAAUAAGUUACUUUAAGGUGCGAUCAUUUAAAGAAUUUUUGUAUGAGGAUUCUAAUAAUUUUUCCAUCGUUAUUUUACGAUCAUUUUUCAUUAAAAAUAUUCGUAAUUUUUGGAUUUAAAAUAUUUCGAUCUCAUUUGACUGAAUUUUAUAAUUUUUUAGCAAAGAUAUUUGGACUUAACUUUUAUCGAGCAUAUUUAAUGAAUGAUCAUUAUAAGUGUCUACAGUAGCGAGAAUGUAAAUAGGAAAAAUACGUUUAAGCAACUAGCAAUAUAGCUACCUAUCGAAAAAACAAUUAAUUUAAAAACAAUUUUUUUAAAGACAAGCUUUUAUUACCUUCUAACGUCUAAAUUUGUUGUGGAGUUGUUUCUUUUCAUUUAAUCCUUUCAGUACACUCAUCCAAUUAUUGGACACUCUUUUUUUGUACUUUAAGCUCUUUUCUUAAAAUAAUUGCUUAUCACCGGGUUCUAAACUAAGUUUAAAUUUUCAAGUCAUUAGCUCAUCGGGAAGUUGGUCAAAAAUUAAUUGCAGAAUUCAUAUAAAUCAAAAUUACAAACUUAUAAAAAUCUACGAAUUUUAACAAAUGUCAACAAAGUUUUAAACAUUUUAAAUAGAUAAAAAACUUUUUCUGGGUAUCUGUUUUACACGCCAUUUGCUUGGUUUUUGUUCGAUAACGAGCUACACCUAAAAAAAUAAUAAAUAAUUGAAAGGGAAAUAGCCAUAUAAUACCCUAUUAUAUUUUCGCCACUGUAUGUUUUCGAAUGUAUGUAUGUAUAUAUAGAAGUUUACGAUUAACGAUCGUGUUGAUACGAUUAUAUUACCCACAAAUUUUGAAUUUUUUGGUAAAUGAAAUAUUAAACUGGAAUAAAGGCGCAAAUAUGGUUAUCUUCAUUUAUGAAAACUCGUAA
Molecule: messenger RNA, 2076 nt
Organism: Rhagoletis pomonella (apple maggot)
Lineage: Eukaryota; Metazoa; Arthropoda; Insecta; Diptera; Tephritidae
Exons: 3
Coding region: 76-1080 (334 amino acids)
Source: RefSeq, a predicted model, not a curated record